Thunnus maccoyii (southern bluefin tuna) is the source of this 3360-nucleotide messenger RNA. RefSeq names its product glutamic--pyruvic transaminase (gene gpt). The record is from RefSeq and is a predicted model, not a curated record. Gene Ontology annotation, molecular function: pyridoxal phosphate binding; L-alanine:2-oxoglutarate transaminase activity. NCBI's taxonomy places the organism in Eukaryota, Metazoa, Chordata, Actinopteri, Scombriformes, Scombridae. Gene Ontology annotation, biological process: biosynthetic process. The transcript is spliced from 12 exons. The coding region runs from base 1370 to 2836 and encodes 488 amino acids.
UCUCAUAUGUUCAUGUUUCAGGCAAUGAAAAACCCAGCAGCACAAGCCUGAUUAGUGAAUGUGAGGUUGCCUACAAAUAUGCAAGAAACCACCUCACCAUUCUGUGAAUUAACACAACUAUCUGUAUUCCAUAUCAUUUAAUGCAGCAGUGACUAUUGACAAAAUUAUUUUUGACUUAAAGCCUGUAGCCCCACUUUGGGCACAGGCUGCCAACAAAGGCUCUCCAGGCAUCCCGGUCCUGGGCCAAUUUCUCCAGCUGUCCCCAUAUAUGGCCAGUUCUCUUCACGUCUGCCUCCAGGUCACGGCACCAGGUGUUUUGUGGUCUGCCUCUUUUAAUUACAUUAGCCUAGUAGCUUCCAAAUGAAUCUGACUUUCACUACUCAGUGUCAUACGUCCUCCAGCUGAAAGUCCGUAGUUUCUCUUGAGUCUCUUGUUCGUAUUUCUGUAGCAAGAGGUUCUUUUUUUACAGGGAGAGGUUGCUGGCCCCUCGUCCAGCCCUCCUCCCUUUUCAGACGGGCUUGGGAUCGUCCUUGGCAGAGUUGUUGACACACACACACAAGCCAUUAUUGAAUGAAUACUUCAAGUCAUGAUAAUUGCAGUGUUUUGUGUUGUUUGUAAUUGCACUGGUAAUCUCUAGAAAGGUAUUUGCUCUCUCAGAUUUCAGUGUGUAGUCACAAAGUUUUACUGAAAGUCACAUUGAGGACUAUUGACAUGCCAGUAAGUAGAUUAUCACAGUUUAUCACCAGAUACUUUGCUCUCCAUGCAAGGAAAGUCAGUCAGGGAACAGUUUGUAUGCUGAAAUUUCCUCACAGUACCAUCCCAGUAUAACCUGGGAAGUGUGUCAGUAGGCCUGACCUUGUUCCCCCAGUCUGACCUCACCACCAGAGCAACAGAAAUACUAUAUGCCUUUAAGAAUAUUUCAGUAAUCAUGAUUUUUCAGCAAAACCACUCUGCAGAUUUUUUUGUGAAUGAUAUAGCAUCUUUCAAAUUAUUCCGAUGGCACCAGUCAACACACAUUUUUUCAAGGGAAUUUGCAUUAAACCUCCCUGUCCCCUCCUCUGAAGCUGGAGGAAACUUAAGUGGACCCAAGUCCAAAUAGGAGGAGCAUUCAUAAUUAUUUCGUUCACAAAAAGUAGCUUCCAAAGUCUCCUCCCAAAACUGCACUCACUGGUGCUGCAGGAGUAAAGUGAGGGGGCAGUGCAGUGAGAUCGGGACAAAGUUGGAAGCCGCACCUGGUUCGCUGGUUGUAUCCAUCUGAGUCUGUAGUGCAACGCCGUAGGCUCAGUAACCGGAGAGCCGAGCCUGACUGACAGCCUGACGAGCCUUGUCGAGUCUGAGCGCAACGCGACGUGGGCUCCCCAAAGAGAAAAUGUCCGAGAAUGGAGUGGCAUCCCGGGCCAAGGUGUUGACCAUUGACACCAUGAACCCCACGGUGAAGAAGGUGGAGUAUGCCGUACGGGGGCCCAUCGUGCAGCGGGCUGUGGAGCUAGAGAGGGAGCUCUCAGAGGGAAUGAAGAAGCCCUUUGCUGAGGUCAUAAAGGCCAAUAUUGGGGACGCCCAUGCUAUGGGCCAGCAGCCAAUCACUUUCUUCAGACAGGUCUUGGCGCUCUGCUCCUACCCUGAGCUGCUGAAUGACAGCACAUUCCCAGAGGAUGCUAAAAGUAGAGCACGUCGCAUUCUGCAGUCCUGUGGAGGGAACAGUAUGGGUGCCUACAGUGCCAGUCAGGGCAUAGACUCUGUGCGUCAGGAUGUGGCCCGCUACGUUGAGCGAAGGGAUGGUGGUGUGCCCUGUGACCCAGACAACAUUUACCUCACAACAGGGGCCAGCGAUGGCAUUGUGACCAUGCUGAAGCUGCUGGUGUGUGGCGAGGGUGCCACCCGUUCCGGCGUCAUGAUCUCCAUACCUCAGUAUCCCCUGUACUCGGCUGCGCUGGCUGAACUGGGUGCUGUGCAGAUCAACUAUUACCUUAAUGAGGAAAAGUGCUGGAGUCUGGACAUCAGCGAGCUGCAGCGUGCUCUGGAUGAGGCCCGACGCCACUGCAACCCCCGAGCCCUGUGCAUCAUCAACCCUGGAAACCCCACCGGUCAGGUUCAGAGCAGACAGUGCAUCGAGGAUGUAAUCCGAUUUGCAGCAAAGGAACGUCUCUUCCUCAUGGCUGAUGAGGUGUACCAGGAUAAUGUGUAUGCUGAAGGUUGCCAGUUCCACUCUUUUAAGAAGGUGCUGUUUGAGAUGGGGCCAGAGUACUCGAAUACAGUGGAACUGGCAUCCUUCCACUCCACCUCAAAGUGUUACAUGGGAGAGUGCGGCUUCCGUGGAGGCUACAUGGAGAUUAUCAACAUGGAUGAUGAUGUGAAGGCCCAGCUGACCAAGCUGGUGUCAGUCCGCCUGUGUCCGCCUGUUCCUGGACAGGCUCUGAUGGAUCUGGUGGUCAACCCUCCGCAGCCUGGCGAGCCCUCGUACAACAACUUCAUCAAGGAGCGCACAGCCACUCUAAGUGCCUUAGCAGAGAAGGCCACACUUACAGAGCAGGUUCUAAAUACGGUUCCUGGCAUCAGCUGCAAUCCUGUGCAGGGCGCCAUGUACUCCUUCCCUCGCAUAACCAUCCCUGAAAAGGCCAUCAAAGAGGCCACGGAAAAAGGUCAGCAACCAGAUAUGUUUUACUGCAUGAAGAUGCUGGAGGAGACUGGGAUCUGCCUCGUACCUGGAAGCGGCUUUGGCCAGAGGGAUGGAAGCUACCACUUCAGAAUGACCAUCUUGCCACCGACAGACAAGCUGAAGAUCCUGCUGAACAAAGUGAAGGAGUUCCAUCAGAAAUUCACCCAGCAAUAUUCCUAAAUUUCCACAUCUGUUAUCCCACCAACCACCAAAAAAAAAAGAACUCUAAAUCAGAAUUUAUCUGUACCUAAUAAGUGCCUUCACUACUCGGCUCUGGUCGGCUCUGGUGGUCUCUGUGAUGACACACUUUAGCCUUUUCUCAACUUUCUCAUUUGGGCAUUUACGGACUGUAUAUAAGUCACUGGUGUUGGAAAACAAAACAAAACUGGAGAUGAAGAAAUGAAUUUAGAGAUGUGUCAGUUUGCUAUGACAAAGACUUCAUCUUCUUGUUUCAGCUUUGAAGGAUGUAUGUUCUCUAUACUGUAGCUGUGUAUUUUUAAGAAUGAGAGGUAGCUCAUCUGUGUGUAUGCCAAACUAAAAAAAAAAAUAGGCUUCAACUGGAGAAAAGGUAAUGCUGCUUGAAAUGGUGAUAAAAUAGUUGAAAUAUUCCAUUCCUACCUACUUGACAGGGAAAAUAUGCCGAAGUCCCAUUUGUAUGAUUCAGAAAUGGUUUUGUAAAACCAAAAUAAAUGUGAUUCUAAAGA